ACGCUUCCUUUUAAUCGACGCCAUUGAGUGCAGUUUGUUGUUAGGCGUUAAAGCAAAAAGAUAUUUUAAGUUGUAAUAAAUUUCAAUAAUAAAUAAAUCAAAAUGGUGGAUAAAAUUGAUAUGAGUUUAGACGACAUUAUAAAAUCAAAUAAAAAACGUGGUGGUGGCGGCCGACGUGGAGGUCGAACAAACAACACACAAAGAUCACCUGGAGGUGGACGGCGUGGAGGUUUUCGUGGACAAAAUCGUGCUGGUGCCGGAGGUGUUCAAAGAGGCAGAAAAUUCGGUGGCAUUCAGAGGCAAUACACCAGGGGAGAUGUUAACAGUGCUUGGAAGCAUGAUAUGUUCGAUGGAUUUGGUGUUCGAAAAGCAUUAGCUGCAAGCAGAGGUCUUGCUGCCACUACCGGUCUUGGUCCAACUAAAUUAUUAGUAUCAAAUCUAGACUUCGGAGUCUCUGAUUCGGAUAUCCAAGAAUUAUUCGCUGAAUUUGGACCAUUGAAAAAUGCCGCUGUACAUUAUGAUAGAUCUGGUAGAUCAUUGGGUACAGCUGAUGUUAUAUUUGAAAGAAAAGCUGACGCAAUAAAGGCAAUGAAGCAGUAUAAUGGAGUCCCAUUAGAUGGAAGACCAAUGAGCAUUCAACUUACAACAUCCGAUAUUCCAUCCGUAUUAAGAGGAGGUCGUUUGGGUGCAGGAGAAAGAAAAAGUUUUCAAGCUAGACCAAGAAAUACUAAGCAACCACAAAGACAAGCAAGAGGUCCUCGAGGAGGCGGUGGUGGUGCAGCAAGUGGUGGCGGUCGAGGUGCUAGAAAUCAAAAUAAACCAGUUCCAACGGCGGAAGAAUUAGACGCAGAAUUAGAUGCCUAUAUCAAAGAAACCAAAUAAUUAUGAAUAAUUUGCCGUGACUGGCAAAACGUGUGAUGUGUAAAAUAAUAGACUUAACGUUUUCUUCCAUAACGAAAACGUUUGUUAUCUGAUUUUUUUACGUUUUCCAUUCACUUUCUCGCGAUGAUGUUUCUUCGUUUGUGAUUUUUCUUAUGCCAUUAUAAGUUAUUUUUUAUUCAAUUUAAGUUUUACAUAAGAAAAUGUCUCAGCAUAGUUUUCCUUAAAUUAUUCCGAUGAAUUCAUUAAUAUCAAAAACAAUUGACUCGUAUUUUUAAAUACAAGAAUUUUGUAAAUC
Messenger RNA from Chrysoperla carnea, 1177 nucleotides. RefSeq names its product THO complex subunit 4 (gene Ref1). Gene Ontology annotation, cellular component: nucleus. The coding region runs from base 103 to 882 and encodes 259 amino acids. Gene Ontology annotation, biological process: mRNA export from nucleus. Lineage: Eukaryota; Metazoa; Arthropoda; Insecta; Neuroptera; Chrysopidae. The record is from RefSeq and is a predicted model, not a curated record. The transcript has 3 exons. Gene Ontology annotation, molecular function: mRNA binding.